Lytechinus pictus (painted urchin) is the source of this 5404-nucleotide messenger RNA. RefSeq lists its product as uncharacterized. Gene Ontology annotation, molecular function: zinc ion binding. The transcript is spliced from 2 exons. The coding region runs from base 349 to 2193 and encodes 614 amino acids. Lineage: Eukaryota; Metazoa; Echinodermata; Echinoidea; Temnopleuroida; Toxopneustidae. The record is from RefSeq and is a predicted model, not a curated record.
GAUUACGACAAUAUCCAAAGGGCUUGUUUGUUGCAUCUAAAUCAGGUUCGAUGAUAUUUAUAUUUAUUCUAUUUUAUAUAUCAUAUUUAUACGUGAAGAGUACACACACCUUUAAUUCUUAAUAAGAUUGUGCAUAACUAAAUGAAUUGUAUGCAAAUUAAGAUCAAACAAACGUCAAAAGCGCAAUAUUCAGGUCGAGCUACAUGUUCAUAUCAUUGUGAUAUUUUCUGGGCCUGUUGCCAGCCUUCGCUAUUUCAAAAGGUGUUGGAAGAACCAACUACUCGCAAAUUCAGAUUGGAUUUACAUUUUAAAAAAGCUCCCCACCAUAACCCCCUUUAAAUUAUUUUCAUGAUGGCGUCUAAAUUCAGCUCAGAUGAAGAGGGCACUGUUUGUGAAGAAGCCGACUGCGAAUCGAUUACUGACGUCACUUUCUAUGUGAAUGAGAAGAAGAAGCUCUGUCAUGACUGCGCCUUGAAAAAAGAAUGCAUCGGAAUAGCACGAAGAGGUGUUCCUAACCUCUUCUGUAAAAAACACGAGAAAAUCAUGGACUUGUACUGCAGAACACAUAACGUACCAUUAUGUUAUUCAUGUGCGUUGACAGAUCAUCGCCAACAACAAUGCGUUCAAGAGGAUAUCAUGAUCGCACUGAAGAAAAAUAGAGAAGAUCUCAGCAUCCUAAAGAAUAGGGCGAUUGAUAAAUCAGAGUUAUGUCGCGUCUAUGGGAAUGAGAUGCAUAACACCAGACAUGCCAAAGACGAACAUCUGCAAAAUAUUCAGAAUGAUGUUGAUUCCAAAAUCGAAAGCGCAAUCGAAAGAGACAGAGCGAGGGAAAGGGAAGAUGCUGAUAAAAUCAAUAACGAGAUUGACGAGGAAAAUGAAGAUUUUCAAGAUGAGAUUCGAGAACUUCAAGAGAAAAUUCGAAAGCUCCAAGAUAAAAUUGAAAAGAACAACGAGAAGAGGGGGAAGCGGCAUGAAGAAAAUCGUUCGAUUGCAGAGAAAAGACGAAAACCGAUAAUUGAUAAACAACGCAUUCUUCAUGGAGACAUUCAGAACAUCGCUCAAGAGAUCGAGAGAAAGAUUAGAGAGCUUGAGAAAUCAUGUCAAGACGACACCAAAUCAGCAGAUAAAGCAGGAGAGACACUGGACAGAAUUCUCGAAGACGAUAAAAAUAUUGUCAUAGAUGGACAUCGUGUGCAUGCAUCAGUGAGUGAGGAACUGAAAAAGCAACUGAAUGAGGGUGAGGUGAAAGAAAUAAAUCGUGUUGUAUCAGGUGUGAGAUUUGUGAAGGGUGUUGGGAGAGAGAAGUAUGAUGGAAGAAUUGAUGGGUAUGAUGGAGAGUGGAAGCUCAUCGAUAAAAUCAAUGUCAGAGAUAAAAUCAGAUUCCCGCGCAUUGUUGGAUGUAUAGAUGAAGAUAAGGUGAUGAUCAGAGAUGCACUGAUUGGUGAAGGACAUACGUACAUGUUAGAUUUGAACAGUAAAACCACACAGAGAGUGAUCAACGGUAGUGAUACAUCAUAUAUAAUCUCAUGUGCAGCGCUGAAUGAUGACAAGAUAGUAUGUGGUAGAUACAUCACAGGUUGUACAGGAGACAGUCUACCUGGGUGCAUCAGUGUAUACGACAGACAGUGGAAUCACAUUAAUGAAGUCACAAUACCAAGAAACAGGACGCGUACUGAUGCAGGGGUGCGCGUUGCAAUCGAUCAGGAUGGGAUGAUAAUCGCUGCUGAAUCGGGUCAGUCUAUGAUAUACGUCAUCAACCCAGCUAAUGAUGAGAUUAUCAAUGCCAUCACGUGUAAAGAGAAUAUAGUAAUACGCGAUGUGCUGUCAUCGGGUCACAUCAUCGCUCUUCCCUAUAUAAGAGAUCGCAGAGCGCUCAUCAUUGACAGAGAGGGGGAUCAUAGGGAAAUCCCCUACAGUGAUGCCAUCUUGAUUGUGUGUGUUGAUCGUAUGUCAGACGACCUCUACAUCGUGACAUCAGAUGAUGAGAGAAAGACGUGUGUGAUUGAUCAGGCGAUGAGUGAGGGUGAUUUGAAGAAGAAAAGAGUAGCAUCAUUCCCUUUAUCAACUAGACUGGAUGGAAAUAAUAGAUUCCAUUAUCUUGUCGGAUCUCGAGUGAUUAUGACGUCAUCAGGGAAUAUGAUUGCAUCUGAUGGAGAUAAUAUUCUCAUAUUCAAAAAGCAAUUCAUCCUCUAGAUCCAUGACAGAUGAAUCAUUAUACUGAACAAACAAAUGAUAUUGAGAAUGUUGUUACAUCCCACCAUUGCAUAUUUACAAUUCAUAAAUCUGAAAAAAAGGACUAGAAAACGGACGAUUUAUUUUAUUUCAUGUUUUUGGUGGAUAUGCUUCAUAACUUAUUGAUUUUGGAAACCCAUCGUGUUUUCCCCUUACAUUGUACAUGUUUUAUAGAAAGAUACUUUACACUAGAUUACUUUCUUUCAGUUGUUUGAGUGAACAUUGUUAUAUAGAGAGGAGCUUUUUAAUUGUGUACCCUAUUUUCCCCCUUCUUGUUUCAAUGAAAUAUCUUGUAAGCCCUACAUAGUAUUACAGUAUAAAUGAAGCCAGGUUAAAACAUUAUCCUUAUAUCAUGUAUAUUGUAUGAGAUGUGUAUAUAAUCAUGACCAUUUUAUGAAUCAAUUCUUGUUACUUUACAUGUGUGUUUAUAGUGUUUUGUUCUUAUUCAUCACUGAAAAUAUAAUUACACGAGGUGCUUUACUCUUAUGCCGGGAUGUAAAUAGGGGAACUAUUCUAGACGGAUUACCUUUACUCUGGAACAUAUUUUAGCACUUCAAAUUUACUUUUAUAAAUCUCAAAAUAAUAUAUUUCUCAUCGAUAACACUAAAAUUCAGUUUUUAGAAUUUAUAAAUCACAGAUGAACACAUAUGGGCCAAAAGACUGAACCAGUUAAGAUUUAAACGGCCAUGUGCAUUCAAAUUAUUUGAAAUCACAUGUGCACUGUAUACAGACUGAAUAUAUGGUUACGAGCGCAUACAUAACAUUACAAUCAAAUGUUGCUUUUAUAUGUUGCGAUUUUAUACGUCACAAAAAUAUGUCUCUAAUCACUGUCCUUGAAAUCAAACUUCUUACAAAUGAUAUAUAUUUGUAUGUAAAGUGUAUAGACUGAAAUUGGGUACUUUUAACGGAAAGAACGCGCAUAUAUUGUCAUAAAUCAUAAUCGUUUUCAGGUUGCGAUUAAUUUGAGAGGAUAACUGUUGCUAAUGGUCACUUUCGAUAUAUCUAAAUGCGCACAUCUUGUAUAGGUAAUGGUAUAAAUUCAAGUUUAUGGGCGCGUCGUGGUCUAGUGGUUCUGACUCUUGCCUUUUAAACAGAGGGUUGUUGGUUCGAAUCCUAUUCAUGGCGUGUAUUCCUUUAGCAAUAAUUAUGCCCACACUGUGCUGCACUCGAUCCAGGUAAAUGGGUACCUGGCAGUAUUAAUUCCUUGAAUACACUGAGCACCAGAGAUGGUAUAGCUUGAGCUAAGACCACGAAGGCCGGGGUAAACGGCUUUGUAUCCUCAGGCAAAAAGUGCCACAUGUAUAUAAAUCCAGCUGAUAUUAUUAUUAAACAUUAUCAUUGUAUCAUGCAUACUCUACCACAUGUAUUAUAGCUAUGAUGACAAAAUCAAUCAGUUUUCGUUACUUGAUAUGAUAUGAAUUUCCAUUAAUUGUUAUUCCUAUAGUUCCAUGUACAUGAAGUGUUUUGCUCUUAUGGAAGAAGAAGAAAAACUUUUCUAAAAAUUGACGGCUUUUUACUCUGAAUUGCAGUUUACUCUUUUCCGGACUCUUAUAUGAACAACAACAAAACUCUUAUUACCAUCAAUGAAACGCAUUUAUUUGUGGAACUUCGAGUUUGGAUAUUAUGUAAAUGUGUAUAGCCUAUACAAUAUAGACUAAACCUGUGCCCACAUGACGGCCUUACGAGAACACACAAAUUAUUUCAUGUCAUACAUUGCGUUCAUUCGUUCUGAUUUGAUUGAGAAUAACGGUCGCGCUUUCUGUAUCUAAAUGUGCAUUGCCUCAUUUUCUUUAUACGUUUUAGUUUCAAAUAUCAUAUGGAACUAUUUUGACAGAACAAAGUAUAAUGCUGUAUAUUAACAAGGAAACGGUCCAUUGAGUGAUGUCUAGCAUGACAUGUUAUAAUCCUUGACUGGAGCUGAUCACUGAAAUAUAAGGUGCCACGAGCCUAAUUACAUCAGGGGGGCUAAAGAUAUUCGUUCGACCCAACCGAUUCGAAUUUUUGUCAAUGUGAUAUUGCUGAUUGACAAAAAUGUAUGAACAUGAUUCAAAAUCUAACACUGAUUCUAGAAAUGGUAACUACUGAACUUCCUUUGCCCAAAUUGGGAAGAUAAAUAAGUGACUUGGAACUAUUUUUCGACUGGCGGAUUAAUUAGGGCUAUUUUACUGUUUCAGUUGAUGAAUUUGAUCCAUUCAUAGUUAUCUUCAUAAAUGGCGAUUUAUUUUUAAAAUGAGCUGGCUACGGUACCCUUUCCUGGUCAGAUUUGGAAUGUCAGAUAUAUAUUAUAUCCAAUGGUAGUAAACAUUCUACCCUCUAAUUUCACAUUUAUUUUUCAUGAAUUUUUUUCAAAAGUGCCAUUUUACCACACAAGUCUAUGGGGAAUGUUUUACGCGCGUGACACCAUAACUGAGAAUUCACCAGGUUUUACCGAGAGAGGGAGCUAUUAAGAUUCAUUUUGGCAAAUUGCUCAUUGUCAUGAUUGAGACCAUGAAUUCAUUUUUAUUAUGUAAUUGAUUCUUUAUUGGGAAAAUGCUUUGGUUUAAGCUACAUGUACCAUAUUUGUAGGUGUGUUUUUUUUUUCAGUGUAACGGAAGAACUGAUUGCUAGUAUGUUUCGUUAUGUUUCAAUUCAUUUGCUUUCAUUAUUGUUUAGUUCCAAAGUUGAUAUAAACUGUUCUAAAUACGUUCGUUUUUACAUGUGAACAUAAUACUGUUUUACUUACUCAUGUUACUUACCUAAUAAAUCAUUUGUGUUAAAUUAUAAUUGUAUGAACAAUUGAGAAAUGAGUUGCAGGAAUUUGAUGAGCAUUCCCGCAAAGGCGUUCUUUAAGCUUUGUUUGUUAUCAUCGGUUACGGUUGAUUCAUUUUUUAUGCCAACUGAAAUCCUUUGCAUUUAUGCUUGGAUUAUUCAAAGCUGAUUUGAUUACAUGUUCUUUUUGAGAACCUGAAUGAACUUGAUUUGGAAACAAAAUGUUCAAAAUAAAGUUAAGGUGUUAGCGAUAGUUUGGAAAUCUUUUUUUUUCUUUCACACGCAUAAUCCGACCAUCUUUAUGCUGUUUAAUGUAUCCUAUCUACUAUUUAACCGGGAGUUAACAAUUCAUUUGCAUAUUAUCUGCAUUUUGGCGUUUAUCAUUGUCAUGCAAAAGUUUCUGUUUAAAUAAAAUUUCAUCCCU